GUAUUUUGGGUUUUUGGGUGUGUGCUCCUAUUUGCUCUUUCAACUACUGUUCUUCCUUUCGUCUUAUUAGAUUGGAUUAGAUAUUUCUAUCCUCUGAUUUAGGGUUUUGACUUUGAUUUCUCACCUCUGUAUGUAUCUUUCAAUUCUCGUGUGUUGUGUCUGCCGUGAUGCAGCUUUGAAUUGUGUGAGCUUGGAGCAUUCGGCUCCAAGUUUGGACAGUGAUACGUUCCUGAUCGAGUAUAUGUUGUACUUAUCGUUGAUUAAAAGCUGGAAGUGACGUUGGUGAUUGAGUCGGAGUCAGUUUUAGAUGGAUGAUGGGCACCGGGAAAAUGGCAGGCAUAAGCUGCCACAGGGUCAGUGGCUGAUGCAGCAUCAGCCAACGAUGAAGCAGAUAAUGGGCAUCAUGGCCGAAAGAGAUGCUGCGAUACAAGAGAGGAAUUUGGCUCUUUCUGAAAAGAAGGCUGCCUUGGCUGAGCGGGACACUGCUAUCCUACAACGAGACACAGCUAUUGCUGAGCGAAACAAUGCGAUAAUGGAACGAGACAACGCUAUUGCCACUCUUCAGUAUCAUGAGAGCUCGAUGAAUACUGGUAGUAUGUCUCCGUGUCCCCCUGGGUGCCAAAUUUCGCGGGGAGUGAAACACAUGCACCAUCCCCAGCAGCAUGUUCAGCACCAGCCACAUAUGGUUGAAGCUGCAUAUAACUCGAGGGACAUGCACAUGAGUGAUACGAUGCCCAUGUCACCAGCUGCUCCCGAGCCUGCAAAGCCAAGGCGGAACAAAAGAGCUAAAGAAGCUAAGCCAGCAACAUCUAGUAAAAAGACUUCGAAACCAUCCAAGAAAGUUAAGAAAGAAGGCGAAGACCUGAACAAGACGAUGUUUGGCAAGUCACAGGAGUGGAAGGGCACACAAGAAAUGGGUAGUGGAAGUGAUGAACUUAGCAGACAAAUGUGUGUGUCAAAGCCAGAUUGGAAGGAUCAGGACCUGGGGUUGAACCAAGUGGCGUUUGAUGAAUCAACUAUGCCAGUCCCGGUUUGUUCAUGCACCGGAGUUCUAAGGCCUUGCUACAAAUGGGGAAAUGGCGGCUGGCAAUCAUCUUGCUGCACAACCAAUUUAUCAAUGUAUCCUCUUCCAACAGUUCCUAACAAGCGACAUGCCAGAAUUGGUGGUCGGAAAAUGAGUGGCAGCGCAUUUACCAAGCUACUUAGCCGCCUCGCUGCUGAGGGCCAUGAUCUAUCAAAUCCAGUUGACCUGAAGGAGCACUGGGCAAAGCAUGGAACAAACCGCUACAUCACCAUCAAAUAAAUGUUCUGAAAUACUUAAAAUUAAUGAGAGAAUAUCUUUAGCAAGCAUUUUAUAUGUUAAGAUAUGACUCAACUGCUCAAAGUGAAGUGUCUUAAGGCUUGGAGCCUCUAUGCAAGUAACUAGAGAUAACUGUAAAGCAAGUCUAUCUAUUUUGGAUGAUGAUAACAAUUCAGUGUAAUAUUGGCUGUUUAGCAUAUUAUGCUUC
Ipomoea nil (Japanese morning glory) is the source of this 1508-nucleotide messenger RNA. RefSeq names its product protein BASIC PENTACYSTEINE6. The transcript is spliced from 5 exons. Gene Ontology annotation, molecular function: DNA-binding transcription factor activity; sequence-specific DNA binding. Lineage: Eukaryota; Viridiplantae; Streptophyta; Magnoliopsida; Solanales; Convolvulaceae. Gene Ontology annotation, biological process: response to ethylene. Gene Ontology annotation, cellular component: nucleus. The record is from RefSeq and is a predicted model, not a curated record. The coding region runs from base 308 to 1303 and encodes 331 amino acids.